Rhododendron vialii is the source of this 1119-nucleotide messenger RNA. Its product is annotated as protein DEHYDRATION-INDUCED 19 homolog 4. Lineage: Eukaryota; Viridiplantae; Streptophyta; Magnoliopsida; Ericales; Ericaceae. The transcript has 5 exons. Bases 281 to 928 code for a protein of 215 amino acids. The record is from RefSeq and is a predicted model, not a curated record.
GGCAGAGACUAGAGAGAGAUUCCCUCCUACUCUCUCUCUCUCUCUCUCUCUCUCUCUCUCUCUCGCCUUCCUCGAACUUUCACCCCCCUUCUCUCUCUAGGGCUGAGAUCGAUACACCUAUCUGUACAUGUAAAAUUCUUCACGUCACAUGUGGUCUGUAAUGUAAUCUAAAGCAAGAACCACUCCACUUUUAUUACUCGUACUGCCUCUUAGAAAUCACGACAUUUCUGCAGAAAUCGAAUCGAAUCGCAUCGAAUCAAAUCGAAUCGAAUCGGGAUUAAUGGAUUCUGAUUCUUGGACUACCACUCGCAGACGAUACCACCACCACAACUCCUCUCGAUCUGAUGUGUACGAUGAGGUUGAUGGGGAGGAAGAGACGAGGCCGGAGUUCAUGUGCCCGUUCUGCGCGGAGGAUUACGACGUCGUUGGACUGUGUUGUCAUAUCGAUGAGGAGCAUGCGGUGGAAGUGAAGAAUGGGGUAUGCCCAAUUUGUACAAAAAGAGUGGGAAUGGAUUUGGUUGGCCAUAUUACCAUGCAACAUGGAAGUCUUCUUAAGGUGCAGCGCAAGAGGAGAUAUCGAAAGUCUGGAUCUAAUUUGACAUUUUCUAUGCUGAAGAAAGAAUUGCGUGACGGAAAUCUGCAAUCACUUCUUCGGGCAUCUCAGUCCUUGGUUUCCUCUUCCAACGCUGAACCUGAUCCAUUGUUGUCCUCAUUUAUGUACAACCGAGCUGUGCUUGAUGAGCCUGCAAGUGUAAAACCUCAUUUGUCAUUGGAAGCAAGCUCGAUAAAGGAUAGCUCACUUGAGGAUUCUUCGGAAAGAAAUAUCCAACCACCUCAGAUAUCGGAAGAGGAUCGAGAAGAGAGGGUUAGGAAGUGUGAGUUCGUGCAAGGGCUGCUGCUGUCCACUUUUCUGGAUGAUAGUUUAUAAGUCCGAGGGAGAUGAGAUUCACUGCUUAUGUGCCGAAUAUAUAUAAGUAUGUAUUUCCACUGUAGUUUGAUGAGGGAAGAAGAGAAAUGCAGUUAGUUGAAGUAGUUAAGGCUGAUGAACAUUUGUAUAAGCUAUUGUAUGUAAAGCUAUCUGCCUACUCGGACAUGGAAGAAAGCUAUCUUCUUGGCGUA